Molecule: messenger RNA, 615 nt
Organism: Emys orbicularis (European pond turtle)
Lineage: Eukaryota; Metazoa; Chordata; Testudines; Emydidae
Gene: CDO1
Product: cysteine dioxygenase type 1
Exons: 5
Coding region: 1-615 (204 amino acids)
Biological process (GO): L-cysteine catabolic process
Molecular function (GO): ferrous iron binding; cysteine dioxygenase activity
Source: RefSeq, a predicted model, not a curated record
AUGGAGCAGCCGGUGCAAACAGAAGUGUGGAAAGCGCAGACUUUACAGGAACUGAUCCAGAUCCUGCAUCGCUUAUUUUCUAGUGAUAAAGUCAGUGUAGAAGAAGUGCAAGCCUUAAUGGAAUCGUAUGAGAGCAACCCUCUGGAGUGGAUGAAAUAUGCCCAAUUUGACCAAUACAGGUACACAAGAAAUCUUGUGGAUAAAGGAAAUGGAAAGUUCAACCUGAUGAUCUUAUGCUGGGGUGAAGGACAUGGCAGCAGUAUUCAUGAUCACACUGACUCACAUUGCUUUAUGAAGAUCCUUCAGGGGAAUCUAAAAGAGACCCUGUUUGAGUGGCCUGGGAAAAAAGGGACUGGAGCGAUGACUAAGAAAUCAGAACGAGUUUUGGGGGAAAAUCAAUGUGCCUAUAUCAAUGACUCCAUUGGCCUGCACCGUGUGGAGAACACAAGCCACACAGAGUCUGCUGUUAGUCUGCACUUGUACAGCCCGUCCUUUGACAGCUGUAACACCUUUGAUCAAAGAACUGGACACAAGCAUAAAGUCAAAAUGACAUUCUAUAGUCAGUUUGGAGAAAGGACUCCAGGUGCAACAGCAGUGUCACAAGAGAACAACUGA